Molecule: messenger RNA, 1302 nt
Organism: Papilio machaon (common yellow swallowtail)
Lineage: Eukaryota; Metazoa; Arthropoda; Insecta; Lepidoptera; Papilionidae
Product: inactive ubiquitin carboxyl-terminal hydrolase MINDY-4B-like
Exons: 11
Coding region: 1-1302 (433 amino acids)
Biological process (GO): protein K48-linked deubiquitination
Molecular function (GO): cysteine-type deubiquitinase activity; K48-linked deubiquitinase activity
Source: RefSeq, a predicted model, not a curated record
AUGAGCACUCAAGAACGAGGCGAGCGAUCAGCGAUUGAUAAGAAUGAUAAAAAAUUAAUUCUCAUGUCUCCAGACUUAGGAAGAAGUUAUGAAGAAAACUUCUUUUUAUUUUCAGAACGAGCACUUUACUUACGGAAUAAAUUAUUACUGACUAAUAAAUCAACUGUGGCGGGUGGUAGAAUUAUUACUGAAGAACUUGCUAUUGAGCUACGUGUGACCAUAUUUGGGACAGCCGCGUGCCCGCCUCGUGGUGAAUGGAUUCGAUCACCUUUAUUAAUGAGACCUCCUGACCUACCGUUUGCUUACGGUCUUAUGGGACCACGCAAUAGCACGAGGUCUUUGUUAACCGGUCUUCAAGCUUAUAUCAUAAAAUGGAUUUUGUUCGACUCUCGUCCUCCUUCUAUGAACAAGAAGUCUGCGGAACCACCCGAAAGUCACCUACGUAUUAGUGAGGCGCUGCAGGAGGAGGUUUUGUGGCGAGUGUGCAGUGACGUCAUCUGGCGGUGCGGCGCACAAAGCGGAUCGGACAACAAGGCAGUGGUCGCCCUGCCUACCGAUACUACGUAUGUGUACAACAACCUCAAAUACUAUCAGGACGGUGUGACUGAAAAGCUGCAAUUAUUUGAAUUGAAAAAUCUAGAGGAGUUACAGAUAUUUCUUAAACGCUACCUGUAUAUAUUUCAAGGUGACGGUGGAGCGUUGUUAUUGUUAUACGCAAUGGUGUUAACUAGAGGAUGUGCGAAUAUCAAGAAAGACUUGGAUGGGAAACUAAAUUAUUUACUAUCAGCACAACCGGAAGGUUCAUUGAACUUGACCAUGCUUGUGAUAACAGGACGGGCAACGCCUUAUCUACAUAAUGGAAUUGUAUACGAUGGAGACGAAGAUAAUUAUGCACUGCCACAAUUUGGUGUGCUCUCCCGCAGUCCUGUGGGCUUUUUGCUUUGGCAGGAAGGUUUAGACAAUCGUUUGUCCGUGCUGACUAAACAACUUCCCGGCUCACGACUUAAAACUCCAGCGUUUCCCAUAUGGAUAACAAAUUCGUCUGGACAUUUUGGUGUUUUAUUCAACACAAAUAGAGAAUUAUUGAAAAAUUACCAAGCUGAAAAAAGAUUCGACAUACACUACUACACUUGCGGCGGUUGCUACGUGGCACUUAAUGUUGACACAAGAGUGGAGAGUCAAGUAACUGUAUGUAAAGAUGACUUGCACACCACAACACUUGAAAAACUCAUUCACACCAAAUGGCAAGAUGCGACAAUCACCUGGUCAGUAACCAAUAGCAAAAUUGACGAUUCAUCUUAA